This is a messenger RNA of Siniperca chuatsi (mandarin fish), 3632 nucleotides long. RefSeq lists its product as uncharacterized. The transcript is spliced from 5 exons. NCBI's taxonomy places the organism in Eukaryota, Metazoa, Chordata, Actinopteri, Centrarchiformes, Sinipercidae. The coding region runs from base 300 to 1808 and encodes 502 amino acids. The record is from RefSeq and is a predicted model, not a curated record.
ACUCCCGGCGGCGGCCCAACCCCCCCACUCCUCCUUCCUCUUCCUGAAUGGAUGAACACGCUACCUAGGGUCCACGCCUCCCUGUCACAUCUUCUGCUACCUUCUUCAUCAAGAAUCCGCCGCAGCUUCUCGAUACUUUAUUACGCGGUGAUUGAAACCAGCCCGAUUCGUGCAGCGCAACUUAAAGGAGUCAUCUGAAGUAAAUCAGCGCUUACACUUCGGUCCAGACUUUUUGACCCACCGGGCUCCUUGAAUAUCACCUCUCUGCCCGGCCAGAACAUUGUGUCCUUUGUGGGAAAAUGACUGCCAAGCAUCGGAAAGGGAAAAGCAACCACAAACAUGAAGAUAACUUUUUCAAAAACGAAGUUAUGGAGUCAGAAGUUCGCGGUGGAGCGAAUAAUUACACUCUUAUCUUGGUUUUAUUUCUCAUGAUUGUAAUUGGCGGUGCCUCUGGCGCAUGGUUCUGUUUCCAGCAGCACCAAACUUUAACCUACUUAACAGACAAUCUCAUGGGCAUGCAGAUGAAAAUAGUGAGACUACAGUCCUCCCACGAAGAAAUGCGACAGUCAAGUGGUAAGCACAUUUCAGAGAGUCUGGAGAUUCGCCUUAAGGCCCUGGAGGAGUCUUAUGCACUGGCCCAGAAACAGGUGGGCAUGGCCUUGGCUACAGCUGAACAGCUCAGGACGUCUGACCUCCCCGCCCAGGUGCUGUCGCUCCACACUGAGAUGAAAGCCCGCCUGGCAGAGAUGCAGCAAGCCACCGUGUCUCUGGAGCAACUCAGCCAGCUGCAGACCAUGCUGAAGGGGAAGAGUGAGGAGUUUGAUGGUGUCAGGGUUCAGGUGGAGGGCCUGGCCACACUGAGCGCUGAGCUAUCCCAGAAGGUCGAGGUCUUGACAGGGAGCCUGGGAGAAGCGGAAUCAAAGGUGGAAGAGAGCGUUGGACAGGUUGCCAUGCUGAGUGCCACCCUGGACGGACAGGCCGCCGAGGUGCUUGGACUGAGGGAGCAGCUGGACACCUACCAGGCUCAGCUUGAGGCCAGCACACUGGACAUGGCUACUGUCAGAGAAUUGCUUGAGAGUGAACAGUCCCAGCGGCUCCAGCAGGCCAGUGUGGAGGAGCAGCUCAGUAUGCUGCAGGGAGAAACUCAACCUCUUGCUGAGUCUGUGGAACAAGCAGAGGAAGAGGCAGCUCCCGCAGCAGCUGAAGAAGAGGCAGCUCCCGCAGCAGCUGAAGAAGAGGCAUCUCCCGCAGAAACUGAAGAAGAGGCAUCUCCCGCAGAAACUGAAGAAGAGGCAUCUCCCGCAGAAACUGAAGAAGAGGCAUCUCCCGCAGAAACUGAAGAAGAGGCAGCUCCCGCAGAAACUGAAGAAGAAGAAGCACUUCCUGCAGAGGCAUCCAACCUAGAAGAAGAAGAAGUAGAAGAAGAAGAAGAGGCAGAUGAGGGAGGAGAGAGAGCUGCACAGGAUGAAGCUCCUGUUGAGCAGGAGGACUCUGUGACAGAUGAAACUGCUCCUGCAGAGGAGGUUGAGGCAGUAAAGGAAGAUCAGACAGAGCAAGAUGAGUCGGUUGCCUUAUCAGAAAAGGAGGAAGUGGAUACGGCACAGACAGCAGAAGGAGGACAAAGUGUGGAAGAGGAGAUGCCUGAAGAGGAGGCAUCUGAAGAAGAGAAAGUUCAGGAAGAGUCAAUGCUCGAGGAGGAGGAACUUAAUGUAGAGGAGGAAGAAGAGCAGGAUGUAGUAGCUGAAGAGGAGGCAGAGGAAGAAGGAGAGGAGCCAUUAGAAAAUGAUGCUUUACCAGAGGACGAAUAGUGCAUGUCACCAGAAAGAGAUUUUAUUCCACACCGGACACAAACACCAAGGAGAAUGGGAACUUUCUCAGCCUAAAGUCACAGUCUACAACAUGACAAAUACUGUAGGAAGGAUUUAUUGAUUGCUGUUGUUUAGAUGCAGUAUUCAUUAUGUGGUUGCUCUUUGAAAGGCAGAAGAAAUCAGUCACUAUGCUGGAGUUUGGGCUGAAACCUGUACCUCAAAAUACGAGAUGGCUAUUAAGUUAGGAAAUGAGUAAUUCAGGGUUGUACCUGCCAAUAACGACCUCAAAAGCCUUAAUCCAUAAAAGAAUGACUGUCUUUCUACAGAGCGUUUUCCACUCUUUUUGUCAAGGUUAGUCUAUGUACUAAACUGGAAAACUAAAAGCCAAUGACAUAACAAGAAGCCAAUACACACACUGUUUAUCAAAGCACUUGAAGCCAUAAGUAAUGCCUGUCUUGGUGACAUUAAAAUGUGUUUCUUUUUGUCACUGCCUGAAAUGUAUCGUGAGACAAUAUUUUGGAAGAAAAAACUGUUGUUAACUUAAUGUAUCCCAGUUGUUUACACAGGCAAAACGGCCAACUAAAGACAAAAAAGAAAGUGGGGGGGGGCAUCUUUGAGAAGAUAAACAAGAACAAUUCCUGAAUGUUUUUGAAAUAUAGGACAAACUGUAGUUGAUAGCUACUUUUUUUUACUUUAAAACUUACAAAUCUGUGGUUGAGUACUUAAAAACUGGAGGUUUGCAUGAUUUAGUUUGGCUCAUUGUGUUUUUUGCACUUUUUUUUUUUAACUGAUUACAGUUCCAGUCAGACAGAACACGCCUGCAGCAUUGUAAGAUACAGUGGUCUAAGAGUCCUCUGCCAAGAACUGUGUGGUUUCAUCAACAUUAUUCUACAGGUUUAAUGUUUUUAUUCAAAAGUACAUUAUUUAGUCAGUUCAGACUUAGCAUCAUUUAGUGCUGCUGUGGGUCUUUAACAAAUAAAAGCUGAUUAUUCUAUGCAUUAUUGUCACUACUAAUAAUGUUUUGACUUUAGAGGAAAAAAGCAGUUGUUUGUAACUAUCAAAAGAGCUUGGUGAAGCACCUCAGGGACAAAUUGUUCUCCAUAUGGAUGGAAAACUAUUGCAGUGUUGAACUGCAGCUAAAUAUUGUGUUUCCAGGGUGGCAUUAAAAUGCACACUGAGGGAUACUUUCACAACCAAGUCAUUUUCAUCCAAAACAACACCAAUUAGACCUAUACUGACUACACCAACUAAAGAUCAAUAUAUUGUGUCAAGCUAACAUGUUCAAGAGUUUUCCAGCAGGACACUGACCCUAAACAUAGAUCGAAACUAUGCCAGGACUGGCUCCUGAAGGAGGAGCAAGGAGUGCAGUUCAUGGCUCUUAUCUCCACAGUCACCAGAUCUCAAGUCCCGCUGAACAUGUCUGGGAACAUUAGAAACAAAUAAAGUGCAAAACAUAUGGUCACAUCAUAAGACUGUUUCUCUGAGAUGCUUUAAAGACAACUGGAAUAAUGUGAAUUCUCAAAUAAUGCUCUGCUACACAGUGUAAGCUGUGAUUAGGGCAAAGAGUAGACAUAUCAAAUUUUGUUAUAAAAUUACCUCUUUGGAGAUAUGACAAAUAUUUGUGUAGUCAUGCUUCACAAAUACGUUUCUGCUAAGUGAUUCAUCAGAGUUCUUGGUAGCAUAGUCAGACUUGGACAUCAUUGUACAUUUUUACUAAGACAUAUUCACUUUUACAAAAUGCACUGUUUUUGCCAAAGCAUUGGUUACUGUCAGUAUGAUACUUCUCACAUUGUGAUGUUUUUAAAAUAAACCCUGGUUCUUUCA